Messenger RNA from Lacerta agilis (Sand lizard), 2568 nucleotides. RefSeq names its product vomeronasal type-2 receptor 26-like. The transcript has 7 exons. NCBI's taxonomy places the organism in Eukaryota, Metazoa, Chordata, Lepidosauria, Squamata, Lacertidae. Gene Ontology annotation, cellular component: membrane. The record is from RefSeq and is a predicted model, not a curated record. Gene Ontology annotation, molecular function: G protein-coupled receptor activity. Gene Ontology annotation, biological process: G protein-coupled receptor signaling pathway. Bases 1 to 2568 code for a protein of 855 amino acids.
AUGGGCAUUCAGAUCCUGUUAGCAAGAUCAACAAUCAGCAUCUUUAAGAAGCUGCAGAACACUCAGGUUGUUCAGAACUGGAUCUUAGCUUAUGCAGGGUUCUAUCACUCUUUUGAACGGUCAUCCCCUCCAAAGGAUAUUCUUCCACCAGAUGAUUCUUCGCUGAUUUUCAACACAAAUAUUAUGAAUAUCUCUGUUCCUCAUCAUUUCUCCUUCAAUGGAGCCUUUCACAUCCCAUCCGCACUAAAAGUCUUUAACGCUAAGGUGAUCGCCACAUUGGCUUAUGCGAUCCCAUUAUGGGGGCCUUUUGUAAAUCUUAACCCUUUGGAGAUAAUCCAAAACCAGUUCCUGAGACGGUUAUUAAAACUACCCCGAUGUUGUCAUAAACAGAAUAAUCUGAAAGCUGUCAUUGGAGGAUGUAUCUCUGAAAUCUCUGCCAAUAUAGCCAUUGUUUCAGGAAGCCUGAAGAUUCCACAGCUCACUUAUGGCUCAUUCUUGCCAGUCCAGGAUGAAAAACUGCUAUUCCCUUUUUUGUACCAGAUGGUCCCAAAUGAAGCCCAACAAAACAUAGGUGUUGUGCAGUUACUUCAGCAUUUCAGAUGGACAUGGAUUGGACUCUUUGCUGUGGAUGAUGACAAAGGAGACAGGUUUUUACAGACUAUGGUGCCAAUCCUUUCCCAUAAUAGCAUCUGUUACGCCUUUAUAGUAAGAAUACCAAAAUGGAAUUAUGUGGAUGAGCUAGUAGAUUUGCUUAUACAACAGUGGAAAAACUAUGAAAUAGUCAUUCAGAGAAAAGCCAAUGUGUUUUUUGUAUAUGGAGAACCUCCAUCCUUUCAGAUGUUGAGAAUAUUGCUGUUUCUGGCACCUUUCUUGUCUUUUCCAUCUCUGGGUAAAGUGUGGAUUGUUACAUCCCACUGGGAUUUUGCAUCUAUUUCUUUUCAAAAGAUUUGGGAUAUACAGACAUUCCAUGGCUCCAUAUCAUUGACAGUUCAUUCAAAUCAGCCAUUAGGAUUCCAAAGGUUCAUUCAGAUGGUAAGACCUGCCUGGGCCAAAGGAGAUGGCUUUAUUCAGGACUUCUGGGAACAGGCAUUCGGCUGCUCAUUAAAGGAGAACAAAACGUGCACUGGGGAGGAAAAGCUGGACGGCAUUUCAGGGGUUUUGUUUGAAAUGAAAAUGACUGGCCAUAGCUACAAUGUCUACAAUGCUGUUUAUGUUGUGGCACAUACUUUGCAUGCCAUAAAUAAAUUCAGAUCCAAGCACAGAAGUUUGGAAGGACAGAAACUGUCAUUUCAGAAAGUGCAACCAUGGCAGUUCCAUCAGUUUCUUAAAGGUAUUUCAUUCAAUAACAGUGCUGGGGAUACUGUAAGCUUCAAUAAAAAUGGAGAAUUGGUUACAGGAUUUGAUAUUACAAACUGGGUAAUGUUCCCCAAUGGCUCGGUAGUUAGAGUCAAAAUUGGAAAGCUGGAACCUCAGGCUCCUCCAGGCAAACAGUUAACCAUUAAUGAUGGCCAAAUUGUCUGGCAUCAAAUAUUUAAUCAGGUGCAGCCUCUUUCUGUGUGCAGUGACAACUGUUAUCCAGGCUACAGCAGGAAAAAGAAGGAAGGAGAGAAAUUUUGCUGCUAUGAUUGUGCUCCGUGUCCAGAACGGAUGAUAUCUGACAAGAAGGAUAUGGAUGCUUGUGUGAAUUGUCCUGAUGAUAAGUAUGCAAACAAGGACAAAACUCAGUGCCUCCCCAGGGUGCCAAGCUACCUCUCUUACAAAGAAACUUUGGGGUUCAUUUUAGUGAUCUUUGCCAUUUCUUUCUCUUUAAUCACUACUUUAGUAUUUGGAAUUUUUGUGAAACACAAGGACACACCCAUAGUCAAAGCCAACAACCGGACCCUCACCUACACCCUCCUCAUCUCCCUACUCCUUUGCUUCCUCUGCUCCUUCCUCUUCAUUGGACAACCUGGAAAGGUCAUCUGCCUUCUCCGACAAUCAACCUUUGGCAUCAUCUUCUCUGUGGCCCUUUCCAGCAUUUUGGCCAAAACCAUAACAGUGGUUCUAGCAUUCAUGGCAACGAAACCAGGAUCCAGGUUGAGAAGAUGGGUGGGGAAAGGACUGGCAAAUUAUAUUGUCCUUUCUUGCUCCUCCAUUCAAACAGGCAUUUGUACUCUUUGGUUAAGUACUUCCCCUCCGUUCCCAGAUAAGGACAUGCACUCAAUAAAUGGCAAAAUUGUAUGGGAAUGUAAUGAGGGUUCAGUUACCAUGUUUUACUGUGUCUUGGGCUACUUGAGCUCAUUGGCCAUUGUCAGCUUCUUCGUGGCUUUCCUAGCCAGGAGGUUGCCAGAUAGUUUCAAUGAAGCAAAGUUCAUCACCUUCAGCAUGUUGGUCUUUUGCAGUGUUUGGUUAUCAUUUGUUCCGACUUACCUAAGUACCAAAGGAAAAUACAUGGUAGCUGUGGAGACCUUCUCCAUCUUAUGCUCCAGUGCUGGUUUACUGGGUUGUAUUUUUACCCCCAAAUGCUACAUCAUUAUGCUGAGGCCAGAGCUGAACAACAGGGAGCAGCUAAUAAGAAAAGCAAAAUGA